ACCAUGACGCUGUCCUGUUGUUCAGAACAGAACCACUGUAGCGUUCCAAGCGGGUAGCGGGUUUCUUCGGUCAACGAUGGCUCAUUAAACAUUUCCUCGGAGUCGGUGAUGGUUGGGGCGGCAUUGGAAAGCAUUAGCAGCAACGGGACGAUGCGAACAUCAGCUGCGUUCAGUGUUCCACCAAAGACAAUGGGGACGGUUGUAGCAAAGGAACCUACCCACCCACCGAGUGUAAAAACGCAGAUGUUAAAUGUUACGAACGUACCAAUGGGGAACAGGUAGAGCGUGGUUGUCUCGCGGAUCUACCAGAAGCUGACCAGAUGAAAUGCAACGACCCCAACGAUUUCACGUGUGCAACCUGUUCAGAAAGCAACUGCAAUGUGGACAACUGGCUAAAAUGCUUCGACUGUGAUUCAGAUACUGCUGGAUGUGUCGGAGAGCAAAGAGUAGACAGCCGUAAGAAGUUCUGUAUGAAGUAUGAUAAAAAUGAUGAAUGCUACUCCAUGGUCAAUGGAACUAAAGUGACUCGUGGUUGCAGAUCGGAUUUGGCUGAUCCGGUUUCGAUGUGUAACAACACUCGUUAUUGCGAAUCAUGCGAAGGAGAUGCGUGCAAUGGCCUUUCCAGGGAACGGUUGACGGAUAAAUCCAUGUGUGUCCAAUGUACAUCUCUCGAGGCGAACUGCGAGAAUGUAACAAUCGAAGCAAAAGAAUGCCCGUUACGUUCAGAAUUGUGCUACUCGCGGGUCGAAGGACAAGUUCUUCAGAGGGGUUGUCUAUCGCAACUUUCGAAAUCGGACCGAGCAAAGUGUAUUAACGUCAAAGAUACAACUUGCAUGGCUUGUGAAGCUCACGGCUGCAACACCAUCAUGUGGUUGCACUGUCAUCAGUGCAAAGAAACUACCGACGUCAAUUGCAUCGACGAACAAACCGAUGCGGCUCCAUUCUGUUCAAACUAUAAAGAAGGAAACCGUUGCUACGCGAGAUUGGAGGGUCCCAAAACAACCCGCGGAUGUGAAACCGAUUUGGAGGCUUCACAUCCCUGCAAAGAAAACGAAAAAUGCAGAACUUGUUCUACUGACGGUUGCAACGGUCACGUGGCUGCCGCACUUAACUCUACGGAGCGCUGUCUCCAAUGCAGUACGGCUGGUGUUGGAAUACGAAAACGUUGUCUAUUGGGCACUGCUGCCAGUCAGCCAUGUGCGAAAGCUGCGACAGGAAAAUGCUACUCCAGGAUUGACAGCAAUGGUGCUCUACAUCGGGGAUGCCAAAGCGAACUGUCGGCAGAACAAACUACGGCCUGUACGGGAAAGACUUGCGCCAUUUGUGCAGGGAAAAACUGCAAUAACGGUACCUUUCCCGGUGACCGGCUCCAAUGCUUUCAGUGCUCCAGCAGUUCUGAUAAGAUGUGUUCCGAACAAUUAACCAUUGCCAUGAAUGCCAGCUAUUGCCAAAAAUACAAAAUCGGUGAUAAAUGCUUCAGUAGACUCGUCAAUGGGAUCGUUGAACGAGGUUGCGAAUCGGAUCUGGCAGCACUGGCAUGCGAUGGACUGAAAACCAACGAAUGUCAAGUGUGCACCGAAAAUAAUUGUAACUCAUUGUUCCUAAAACAACUGAACAGCUCGUCCAGUGCGUUCUCCAUUAGUUUAUUGCUGGCGGGACUAUCUUUUGUAGUACUAAUUUUGACUGCUCCUCACUAAGCUAAUGUAGAAUAAAUAUUUGCGCGCAGCACUGACUGCAUUUA
Messenger RNA from Malaya genurostris, 1741 nucleotides. RefSeq lists its product as uncharacterized. NCBI's taxonomy places the organism in Eukaryota, Metazoa, Arthropoda, Insecta, Diptera, Culicidae. The transcript has 6 exons. The coding region runs from base 321 to 1697 and encodes 458 amino acids. The record is from RefSeq and is a predicted model, not a curated record.